Messenger RNA from Polypterus senegalus (gray bichir), 4251 nucleotides. RefSeq names its product protein mono-ADP-ribosyltransferase PARP12-like. The coding region runs from base 174 to 1679 and encodes 501 amino acids. NCBI's taxonomy places the organism in Eukaryota, Metazoa, Chordata, Cladistia, Polypteriformes, Polypteridae. The transcript is spliced from 11 exons. The record is from RefSeq and is a predicted model, not a curated record. Gene Ontology annotation, molecular function: NAD+ poly-ADP-ribosyltransferase activity; zinc ion binding.
UAUGACUUCCUCCGGGAAACUUGAGCUCAGCUAAACAGUUCCGUACUUGUCCGAGGAAAGAAGUAAACAAAUCUGGAGAAUGGUUGGGACGAAAAUCGAAACUUUACGGAAACGAAUGUGAGGGCGAAAUGAAACCCAACCGGUAAAUUGGGCGACCGAGGGCUCCUGGAAAUAUGGCUAAUGAGAACAUUAUCAGCUACGCGACGCGGAUCCUUUGUUCCAAUUUGGGUGCGAUGGACUACAAUAAUCUGCGCAAGAAGCUCCGCAAACGUUUCGAUCCCUCUGACGAUGACCUGCGCUACAUUCUGUGGAACUGCUGCAGGUUCUCGAUUGUCCAGAGAGCGAGAGACUGCUCGCCAGGCUCCGAGUUAAGCCCUGACUCUAAGAUCAUCGCGAAGACAGCGGUCCGACUGUGCAAGAGCUACCCGAAGGAUGACUGCAAAGCCUGCGAAGGGCUUCACCUCUGUAAAUAUUUUGUUUACGGAAACUGUCGGUUUGGGAAAGGAAGGAAGCAGUGUAGAUAUUCACAUGACCUCAGUUCAGAUCACAACUACAAUGUGCUGAAAGCGUAUCAUCUCACUGAACUGCAUGAAGAUGAACUUUUUCUUCUAUUGCUUCAGAAUGAUCCAUCCCUCCUCCCAGAGGUGUGUGUUCACUAUAACAAAGGAACAGGGCCAUAUGGAGCCUGCACCUUCAAGGCAAGUUGUACCAAACUUCACAUCUGCCACCAUUUUGUUCAAGGCGACUGCAUAUUUGGCUCCAAAUGCAAGAGGCUACACGGCAUAGAUGCAGAUGGCCGUAAAUUAUUGGAAGACCGGGGACUCAGUGGAGAGAUUAUUCAUGACUUGCCACUUUUAUACACAAAUAUUUACGAUUUAAAAAAUAACAGCAACAACCGCAUAAAUGAUCGAAUACAGCAGACAUCCACAGAAAAUUCAUCAAAUAAUGAAAUCUGCUUACAUUACCUCAGAAGACUCUGCAGCUUUCAAGAGAAUUGCAUUCGAGUCCAUUUCCAUUUGCCUUACAAGUGGGAAGUUUAUGAUGGGUCAGCAUGGAAAGACCUUCCAAACAUGGAAGAUAUUGAAAUGGCUUAUUGUAACCCAGAAAAUAACAGAAGUGACGGUUCUCCACAAGUGGACUUUAUGAAUAUGAAGUGUGAUUCAUGUCCAGUCAGACGCCUUUCCACACCAUCUUCAGUAACUAAACCACCACACUAUAUCCUGACAACAGAGUGGAUCUGGUAUUAUAAGAGUAGUAAAGGGAGAUGGACUGAAUAUGGAAAAACAGAUGAAAAACAAAAAGUUCAUUCAUUGACAUCGAAAGAGCUGGAAGAAGCAUUUCUUGGAGAGAACAUGGGUGAAAUUGAAGUGUCAAAAGGACAUCGGCAGUACAUCAUCAGUUUUAAAGAUAUGUAUCAACGCAACCCGAAAUAUAACACAAAGCGAAAAGUGCAACGGAGGCCAAGAUUUACUUCAGCGCAGGAUGUGGAAAGCAGGAUAACAAUUAAAAGCAACUCAGUGAUUCAUAGCUCAACAUCAACCAUCUUUCCAGACCACUGGGAUAAGGAAUCUCUACCUGAAAGUGGAUACAAGGAAACGCAGUCCCCAAAUUAUCAGUGGGAUGAAACUGAGGAAGGGCAGAUUGUGGACACUGGUUCACCAGAACAGUUUCACACAUAGGGUUAUUGACUUGAUUGUCAUCACCUCGUAGGACUUUCAAAAUCAAUUUGAAUGGAAAAAAAGUUAUACAUGUAAUCAACAAAUAGAAACACUGUGGUCCUCCUUUUUGGCCAUUCAAGGUUUUGUUUUACAAGGAGAUUGUUGAACGUGUUGUGGUUUUUUUGUUUAGUUUUUUUUGUCUCCAUACUUUUCAGUAAAAAAAAUAAAAAUGUUCUGCUAGGGCUGAUGAUUCUCAUCAGAAUUUCCCAGUCUUUGUGCAAUGAAUUUGGAAUGGUCUGUUGUCUUCUCUUGUUACCCUAUGCUUUUGACAACAUUGGAUUUUUGUUAAUUUACUUUUGGAGCAUUUUUUUGUAUUUUUUUGCAGUCCUGAAAGUUAAUUGUGCCUGGAUGUGUCUGUUUUACGUUCCUUAAUUUCCCAUUUCAUUGAUCUCUUGUGAUCACCUUCAGUUCUACAAAGGUUACCUUGGAUAUAUUCCCUUAUUACUAAAACUAUUUACCUCAGAACGGGAAGUUUUACUGCUACUCAAAUCAUGAUGUCACUCUACAACGUCCUGCACCAUCUGCUGAAACUCCUUUUGUUUCACCUUCAAUAAUGAAAAGGAUUACACCAACGAGAGGUGCUUCAGCAAAUUGAUGUAUUUGUUUUUGGAUAAGCUAUUUUUUUUUUUACUUUUUUACCUGCAGAAUAAUGUUUUUCUUAAGAUCAGGACUGUAUAAUUUAGCUUUCAUUUUGCCUCAGCUGCCUCAAGACUUAUUUCAGUUUAUUAUUAGAACUAGAAUGGAUUUUUUCCCCUCACCUUUUACUUUGCUUGCAGUUACUGUUUUGAAACAUCUGAUUUAGAUACUUUGCAGUUUAUUUUUUAGAAGAAUAUAUAAACUGUGCAUAUAUAUUUUACCUAAGGAUUGUCUGGCUUUGUAACAUUUGGCUCCUACUUAUCCUCCUGUUUACUUAUUAUGUGGUGCAACAAAUAGACAGAUAACCUAAAGCCAAACAAAAAAAGCGUGACAAAAACAUGGUUUGCAGUUCAGUUUGCACAAUAAUUUUAGUUUAGCUGAUCAGUAUGUUCCGGACACAGUUAUAAUUUCAUUUUUAAGAAAAGGUUGCUCAUGAUUUUUGUGUGAAAUGUAUUCUAAAUGGCUGCCCAUGUCGCCUUUGUAAGGAGUCAUCUUAAUAUUUUAACUGUAGAGAAUGGAUCAUUUUGUUUUGGCAUUGGAUAGAAGAAAGUGAAAGACUACAAAUUUAAUUUUGCUAAAAUAAACUGUAAGUAAGUUAAACUGUCCUAUUAGGCUGAUGUUAAACAUACAGUUUACAUGUGCAGCCUGUAGUGUUUUACGUCUUUAAUGUUAUUGUAAGGAAAAUGCUAUUUUGUUUAAGUAUAGUUUUAAAAAUCAGUAGUGUUUUUUGUUUGUAAAUAUUAUCAUUAAUGUAUAAAUGAUUGCGAUGACUUCCAUUAUUUUGUUAAAGUCUAAAGUAAUAUUGUUAAAUAUUAAAGUUUUUUUUUUACUGUUGUGUUCAACUAUGAGUAAGAAAAAUGUUACAUAUUUUAAAAUAUAUUGUAAGUUUCUGCAACAUAAAGUAAAGUGCUGCUUGUGGUUGUGUACAAGUGCGACAACUGUAGCCUAUUGAAAUAACACAAUAACAAAUAAGAUUUCUUUGCAAACUCUAAUGGUUUGAGGGGUUGAUGUUGAAGAAAAUGAGCAAAGAAUGUUGAUUCCUGAAACAAUUUGCAGUAAAUGUAUAUAGUAGGUAAAAUGGCAGCACAGCUGAGUCCUCCUGUUUUUGAUUCUGUACUCAAAGUCACAUGCAUUAAAAAUCCAGUCAUCAGCUCGAAUAUUGGCAGGCAGUGAAAAUAACACAUUGAUGCUAUAUUUUAGACCACCCUGUCAUUUCAAAAUUCCCUUUACAGCUUUAGAAAUUUGAGAAUGCUCCAUGAAAGUGCCUUUUGUGAAAGACGUAUGCUUCUUGUUGAAGUUCACAAGUACUGCUAUUGCCGUUGGAAGACUGAAUAAUAUAUUGCUGGAAAUAUAAAACUCACAUUUAAAUGCCACUUGAAGUAAUAUUCUUGAAUUUAUCAUCUCACUGUCAGCUUGCCGUGGUGAAGGUUGCAGUGGCUUGCUGAAUUGGAGAACCCUGGUUAUUCAGCCAUAGCAAUAGUCUUGAGUGGUUUCUGGCAGAUCCCUGCAUUACUGAUGCUGUGGCUGGCGUUGUAGACAGAGAUGGAUGACAACAGACAUUUUAAUAGUUUUAUUCCAAUCCAAAUGUUGCUAUCGCUUUACAUUCAGAGUCACCCUUUAUUUACAAGUUUGGAAAGAAGUUAUUUAAUAUGUGGUGCUAACUCUAGCUAUUGCAGGCACGAGCAUUAUCAUAAUAAUAUCCCAAAUACUGUAUAUUAUUAACUGGUUUAGCCAGAAAUAUUGUAGUAUUUCAUAAAUGAGGCAAACAUGCAGGAUGUCAGCUUUUAUGUUUGGGGCAUUUCUGUUGAUACAUGCUUUAAAUGUUUUAAGAAUAAUGGCAGUUUUGUAUUUCCCAAAUUUUCGGACAGGUUUAAUUCAAUAAAAGACUUUAUACGUA